Rhineura floridana is the source of this 1353-nucleotide messenger RNA. It is a transcript of the gene MRM2, whose product is annotated as mitochondrial rRNA methyltransferase 2. The transcript has 3 exons. The coding region runs from base 292 to 1059 and encodes 255 amino acids. Lineage: Eukaryota; Metazoa; Chordata; Lepidosauria; Squamata; Rhineuridae. Gene Ontology annotation, molecular function: rRNA (uridine-2'-O-ribose)-methyltransferase activity. Gene Ontology annotation, cellular component: mitochondrion. Gene Ontology annotation, biological process: RNA methylation. The record is from RefSeq and is a predicted model, not a curated record.
AAUCAUUGCUUUCUUACCAAAGAAAGAUCCCUGGCACCCUCUCCACCAAGGCGGGAAAACAACCUUCCAGCAGCAGGAGGAGGAAAGAGGCGGGAACCUUCUCGAGGCGGCGCUGCCUAAGCCGGAAGGCGUUAAAAAACCAGCAUCUCUCUCUCUCUCUCGGCCUCUAUCUCGCCCAAGGUAUCAGUGUGUGGCGGAACUCGGGAUUUGGAGCUGCGUCCCCCAGGGGAUGUUUGAGAGGACGUACCAGAUCGGUGCAUCUCAAAAAGGGCCCUCCAUCCUUUCCUUAAGAUGUGGCCCUCCUCGAGGAAGAUCAUGAACCGGUAUUGGAAAUUGUCAAGUCUUCUGCUCCAGCACCAGAGGAUCCAUACUGCAGUGCAAUAUUUGAAAAGCAAAACAGGAGCAGAACAUCGUUGGCUGGAGCGGCAUUUCAAGGACCAGUACGUGAAGAAGGCCAAUCAGCAGAACUAUCGCUGCCGGAGUGCCUUCAAACUGCUGGAAAUAGAUGACAAAUACAGCAUCCUUUGCCCUGGGCUGCAUGUGAUAGACUGUGGCGCUGCCCCUGGGGCUUGGGCUCAGGUUGCAGUCCAGAGAGUAAAUGCUACGGGCUAUGAUCCAGAUGCCCCUGUUGGCUUUGUUCUUGGUGUUGACCUACUUCACAUUUUUCCUCUGGAAGGAGCAUUCUUCCUGCCUCAUGCUGACAUCACAGAUCCAAGGACUCAAAAGAAAAUCCAAGAAGUGCUUCCUAAAGGGAAAGUGGACGUUAUCCUGAGUGACAUGGCACCCAACGCUACUGGGAUCCGGCAGCUAGAUCACCAGAAGUUGAUCUCUCUCUGCUUGUCCCUUUUGGAUCUGGCCCACCACAUUUUGCACCCUGGAGGGACCUUGCUGUGUAAGUUCUGGGAUGGUGGGGAAAGCCAUCUCCUGCAAAAGAGACUGAUGCAAGACUUCAAGGCAGUAAGAACCUUAAAACCCCAAGCCAGCAGGAAAGAAUCUGCUGAGACAUAUUACUUGGCAAAGUUGUAUAAACGAGCAUCUUACACUGCAUCAGAAACAUGAGUAACUGUGUGCAUGCUUUGUGGGGGCAGUUACAGUACAUUUAGGUUAAAACUACAAUUUAAUCAUAUUUCAGUCUGCAUAGGACUGGGCGGCGAGUCUGGAGAUUUUGUGCAACUGACAAAUCUAACAAACCAAAUUAGAUUUGGAGGAAGGACAAGGAAUAACUUUGGAGAAGCAUGGAGAUCAUUUGCCAGCUAUUACAGCAGAUCAUCUUCUUUUUGUAAACUGCCGAGGGAACAUGACUGAAGGGCAGUAUAAAAAUGCUGAUAAUAAAUAAAAUCUAGAGGUCAUUAA